AGAAAAUAGAAAAUGUACGAAACUCAAAAUCCCCAUGGUUUCACCGACAUGCUCCGUCCGCCAUCUGCGAAUCUGCUGGCGAAGGAGCACCGUCAGUCCUUCCCUGCUCUCGUCAAUUUUUUAUCCAAUUAUUUUGUCCUAUUUUUAUUGCAAAUCUCCCUUUUCUAUCCAAGAGAUUUGUUUGUCAAGCCCCUCACGCAGCGUCAACGUCGGGAUUCGCCAUCGAUGCUGGCGACUGCAGAUAGGAGCCCACUCUCCGUCAGGUGUUCUACUAUGCAUGUGUUUCAAAUUGUCAAAUCAUCUAAGCCGCCCCUCCCUUGUUUUGUUUUCAGCUGUGGACAAGAAAUUUGGGAUGAACUUGAAAAGAAAUAUAAAGAAUCCCAAGAAAAGGAGAUUGCCGCUCCAAAUGCUCAAAGUCUUAAUGAUCAGGUAGUGGCAGAUCAUGAGUAUACCUCAAUAACCAAUGAGGAGGUAUAUCUUUCUCCUUCUAGUUAA
Malania oleifera is the source of this 495-nucleotide messenger RNA. RefSeq lists its product as uncharacterized. Lineage: Eukaryota; Viridiplantae; Streptophyta; Magnoliopsida; Santalales; Ximeniaceae. The transcript is spliced from 3 exons. The record is from RefSeq and is a predicted model, not a curated record. The coding region runs from base 13 to 495 and encodes 160 amino acids.